Messenger RNA from Folsomia candida, 10398 nucleotides. RefSeq names its product protein furry (gene fry). The transcript is spliced from 19 exons. Gene Ontology annotation, cellular component: site of polarized growth; cell cortex. The record is from RefSeq and is a predicted model, not a curated record. Lineage: Eukaryota; Metazoa; Arthropoda; Collembola; Entomobryomorpha; Isotomidae. The coding region runs from base 464 to 10186 and encodes 3240 amino acids. Gene Ontology annotation, biological process: cell morphogenesis; neuron projection development.
ACGGCCUGCAUUCAUUGCAUCUGCGUAUCUCGGUUUGUCAUGGAUGACCCAUUAUAUACACACUAGAGAGCUAAAUUCAUGUGCACUAACGGUGUCUUCCCAGCGGCCGUGACAGUCAGUCAGUUUGUUUUUGUGUUAUCGAGUCAAGAUGAAUUAGUCAAAUUCUAAAGGAAAGAUAAGACUAUAAGGUGAAUAAUGAACAGACCUGUCCAGCAGCAUGAACAGCGACGACCAAGUUUACUUUUAAUCUGUUUGUGCUUGUUUCCAUUUACAAUUUUGGGUUCGAUCAUUAUGUGGUGGAGAGUGGAUCAUCGUCGACGAGAGACCGAACAAUUGUUGAGAGAUAUGUCAACCAAUCUAAAAAAAAUUACAAAGAUGCUGGAAGAAAAGUUAAAUAUCACCAAUUAUUAAAUUCUUUCAACAAUUUCCAUAUUUCAAAAAGUAAAGCACAAUAAUUUCAAGGAUGGAGACUACAAUUGACGUUUCAACGUGUGGGCUAAGAUCCGAGCCGGAUGGAGCACCAAGUGGGAGUAACAUGUCGGCGACGGGGACUUACGCAGCCACCUCCUUUCCCAAGGGAUCCUCAGAUCGUCGCAAUCCAGAACCCAAUAGCAAAGAGGUGGAACAACAGAAUAAUGAGAAUGGGUCUCAACCUUUCAAUCUUUCCAUUGGCCACACCAUUCACGAGCAAAAGACUCGUCCUGGAGAGUUUGUCAUGCGAGUCCUGUUUUCAGAAUUUACAACAGCAGCAGAAAAGAAGAUUGAAUUAGUCAUGUCUGAACCAAUGGAACGAUCUCUUUCAAAAUCUCUACAAAGAGGCGAAGAUUUAGGAUUCGAUCAGUUGUUGACAGCCUUAGGAUCCGUGGCGGAGCACUGUUUACCAUCAAUUCUAAGAACGCUAUUUUCUUGGUAUGACCGACAAGCGGUUACAUGGCUGGGAACCCCCUUGUCAAGUGGUUCUGUUUCGAGCGCGACUGGAUCUUCCAUGAGUUCAGGAAUAGAAUCGAUGGAAAAAGAAACUGUGGUGACCCUAGAUCCACAAGUUGCCGAGAGAAGAGAUAUGGCUGUUGAAUUCAUCUUGUGUCUCAUCUUUAUUGAAGUUUUGAAACAGCUUCCCUUCCACCCUGGGCAUCACGAUCUCGUGGGAAAAAUUGAGGAUCUUUGUUUUGCUCACUUCAAGUAUCGUGAAGGAACAUGCAUGAAUGCCGCAAAUGGUCUAGUCAUUGCUGAUUUGUACGCCGAAGUAUUGGGUGUACUAGCUCAGGCAAGAUUUGCAUCUGUACGGAUCCGAUUUCUUUCCGAGCUUGCUGAACUUCGGGGAAAAGAAGCAAAUUCACUCGUUACUCAGUCAAUUAUCUCUCUCCUCAUGGGCAUGAAGUUUUUCCGGAUAAAGAUGGCCCCAAUAGAAGAUUUUGAAGCGUCUUUCCAAUUCCUCACCGAAUGUGCCAAGUAUUUCUUAGAAGUUAAGCAAAGAGACAUCAAACAUGCAUUGGCUGGAUUAUUUGUUGAGAUUCUAGUCCCGGUCGCUGCAACCGUCAAGCACGAAGUGAAUGUCCCUUGUUUAAAAUCGUUCGUUGAAAUGUUGUACGCACCAACGUUGGACAUGUGCACCAGGAGCAAGCAUCGUUUGGCAAUUUUCCCCCUGGUCACCUGCCUCCUUUGUGUCUCUCAAAAGCCGUUUUUCCUCCAUAACUGGCACUACUUCCUAGCAAUGUGUCUAAGCCAGUUGAAGAGCCGAGAACCAAAAAUGUCAAGAGUCGCUCUAGAGAGCCUUUACCGAUUACUGUGGGCUUACAUGAUUCGAAUCAAGUGUGAGAGUAAUUCUGCAACACAGUCAAGACUUUUGAGUGUAGUUAAUUCCCUGUUUCCGAAGGGAUCUAAAGGCGUUGUUCCUCGUGACACACCACUGAACAUCUUUGUAAAAAUCAUUCAGUUCAUUGCUCAGGAGAGGCUGGAUUUUGCAAUGCGUGAAAUAGUGUUUGAAUUAUUGUCAGUGGGACGGCCAAUCAAAAUUAUUUUAACCCCAGAACGGAUGAAUAUUGGACUACGAGCAUUUCUCGUGGCUGCGGAUUCUUUGCAACAAAAGGACGGAGAUCCUCCAAUGCCUCGUUCUGCAAAUAUUAUGCCAUCAGGAAACACACUGUUACGAGUAAAGAAGACGUUUUUGAACAAGGUUCUCACCGAAGAUGCAGCUCGUAGUAUAGGGAUGGCAUCCUACUAUCCCUUGAUAAGGAAAGUAUUUACUGACAUACUUCGCGCCCUGGAUUUGCAAUGCGGUAGACCACUGCUACUUACGACUGUUAAGGAGCAAGAGGAAUCUUUGUUAACUGGAGACAGAAAAGCAAAAAUAGACUUAUUUCGAACUUGUGUAGCAGCAAUACCGAGAUUAAUUCCAGACGGAAUGUCACGAACUGAAUUACUUUCUCUCCUCGCACGUCUCACUCUUCACAUUGACGAGGAGCUUCGUGGACUAGCUUUCCAAAGUCUGCAAAGCCUCCUCUUGGAUUUUCCUGAUUGGAGGAUUGACGUCCUCACUGAAUUUUUGGCUUUUGCUUCUAAAGAAGUACCUGACACGGCCCAUCAACAGCUGGACAAUUCUUUGAGAAUGCUGGUCCAGUUGCUUACAUCUUGGAGAAAUGCAGUCAGUACUGGAGCUGGAUCAAGUUCAACUGUAGUCGCAAGUUUAGUCAAUUCAAAAACCAAGAAGGCCUCAGGAGAUUCGCAUCCUUCUACAACCAUGGCAAACUCUGCAACAUGCUACCAGGCCGAAGGGUUAGCUCUGCUGAUGCUUUGCAGCGUUAGAUCUUCUACGCGACGAAUAGGUUGUCACAUAUUGAAGGAAGUGAAGGCACUGUCUGAAGUCAUAGGACUGACUGAAGCUCCCGUGAUAGAUGUUUUGGAUAGGAUUUGUCCAUUAGCGUGUGAAAAAGUGUCCAAUAUACUUCCACUCGGAGAAAAACAGGCCAUCCUUGCCGCAAUAUCGUCAAAUACUCUCGACCUGCAGUGGAUCACAGACCGAAGUUGUCCAGCUUGGUACAUUCAAGAAGACGAAACGGUGAACAACCCACCAACUCAGUCCUCGUCAAGUUUGAGCAUUCUACAGUCGGCCGUGAGCAAUAAUGCUCUAAUCCCCACCGCAGAAGUUUCAAUAUCCAACGACCCCUGGGCCUUGUGUCUCAAGGAAUUCCUCGACUAUCAAAAUGUCCCAACGCAAUGUCCAAGAGCCGUGUUGGAAGCCUGGUCGGUCAUUAUGCCCAAAAUAAAUGCAGUUUAUUCCUAUCUCGAGCCAUCCCCUGUUCAAGACAAUAGAGCAUCCCUGCUCAGAAGUGCAACCGCUCCUCGGAAACCACCGAUUGAUAAAAACUUGUAUUUUAAGUUGUGGAGAAAUUACCUUCUUUUUGCAUUCAGAACAGUACCGCCAAAUAUUGGGACAAGUCUCCGCUGCAUUUCUCCAGAUAUGGCAAUUAGUUCGUCACCAGAAGCUCCGGAUGGGCGUGAUGGAAAAAGUCCACUUCCUCUCACAUCAGCAAUGCUGUUUUCUGUAACGCCAUCAUCUCUGUAUAAACUCGUGGUCCCAUUAAUUCGGGUGGAAACCAUCGACGUAAGAGAUUUGGCUGUACAUUCCUUGGGUCAAAUUAAUCACAUGGCAGUCAAGGAUUUGUUUGAAGAACUCGCAUCGUAUCUGAAAGAAGCAAGUGAUCGCAAGCAAGAAAAUGUCAGACGUCGUAAACGCAAAGAUAACUUAAGACUUCAGCUUCUUCGAGUGUUUGAAAUGAUAGCGAGAGAAAAAACAUUUGGAAAAAUUAACAGCAAUCUCAUAAACUCGUAUACCCCGUCAAGCCAGGGACACCACUUGGGAGACAGUGGUUCAGUCCUGCCCAUUCCACUCCAAGAAUUUUUCGAGACUUGCAAAGGAUGGUUGGAAACUGAAACGGAUCGAGAUGGAGGAUUCGAAAUGAGGUUAAACUUUUGCAAAGGACUUCACUCCCUAUUGGACAGUUUUGAUUUGGAUUUGAAGGAAAAUCUACUUAAACGUGAGGCAAAGAAACAACUCUUCCAGCUCUGCAUCAAUUGGGCUGGGUCUUAUGCGUCGUCAUUGGGAAAAGAAAUGACCACGUCAUCCUUGAAUUCUACUGGAAAUACAGUGAUUAUCAAUUAUCCCGGAACAUCAGGAACUCAACAAGCAGAACUUGAAUUAUUUGCACUUCAAGCUGCCGCAAGACUGUUGACAUGCGGCCCAGUUUUCCAACAAAGUUUACUCGCCGAAGAAAGCCAACUGUAUUCCUGGUUGGAUUAUCUUUUGUCAUCUCAUGAUUCGCGAGUUAGUGAAUUGGGAGAGCAAGUUAUAAUCAUGUUGCUCGAGUUUAAUCCGGACGUGGGUUCCAUGCUGGAUUGGGUCGUGUCUCGAUGCUUCACGGGAACGUCACAAAUUGCAGAUGCCUGUUUUAGAGCAAUGGCAACUCUCUUUUCCGCCCGAGAGUAUCCUUGCGACAGAUAUGUGGCCAUCAUUAACUGUGCCCUGUUGUAUAGUGGGAGUCCAAAGUUACAACUGCAGCAAACGGCGUUUCGAUUAUUGCAAGUGUUGGACCGCCGUUUCUUUGGAGGUUUACCCCCUUUGCAAUUACAUCUCGGAAGUGAAGUUGCCAAAGAUGACACUCCACACACCUUAGACGCUUUGCUCAACAGAUCUAGUUAUGCGAAAAGUCAAACGUUUUUGUCGAAGCAGCUAUCAUUCCUUCACCCUGAUUUGACGAUGCCUAUAUUUUCAGAAAUUUCAUGGCGUAUGAAAUCAGCAAGAUCGGAUGUGAGGCAGAGUUUACUGAGAUAUCUUCAACCAUGGCUUCACAACAUGGAAUUAGUGGAACCUGCAAUUCCAAGCCCAAACACAAUUGCUCCAUUAUCUUGUUUCGAGUUGGAUAUUUGUUCAGAGAAUCUUCGUGAAUCAGUAUCAUCUUCAUCAUCGUGUUCUUUGUGUGGAAAGAGAAACGUUGAAGAAGGAGAACGAUUAGUUCGACGUGGUUGGGGAUCUACUGAAGCUACUGAAAUGGUCUUGAAUAAUCUUUUAUAUCUCACAGCAAAGUUUGGCGAUGAACAUGAACGAGAAAUUGAAGAAUGCUGGCAGACACUUUGUUGUUCUUCUCCCAACAAUCAACGCGUCGUUUUGUACUAUCUUCUAAUUGUCACGGGUAUCGCUCCCUAUGAGAUUUUGCCACAUGCGAAGCGUGUCCUCAUAUAUUUAUUCAGAGCUCGUCCCGUGCGACUUUUGGAAGACCUAAUUGCAGAACUUCAAACUGUAGAAUCUCUUAGCUGGCUCGUCGAAAAGACUGAAACACCUCCAUUUUACAGAUUAUCUCACCUCCGGAAGACUUCCAGCUACUCGGAUACUAAUGUGGCUCCCCAAAACAAUGGUGGACUAAUGCAGGGCACAACUAUGAAUCACAACCCCACAGUUGGAAAUAAUUCUCAAUUCCCCAGAGUUCAAGCAUCCGAACUAGAGAAAGGAACGAUACAUACGAAACGACGUUCUGCUGAAGAAUCCGGCGUUUUUCAGCAACCUCCACACCUUAGGUCUAGCAGUAGUGGGGCUGCGGGACUUUUUAGAUCCGAAAAAACACGAACCAUCAGUGGACCAGCGGCACUACCUGACUGUCAAUUUCUUUCGUCAGAGAAGGAAAAGCUGCGAUCUGCCCUUUAUGAAACCGAUCACGUCGGAGGUUGCCAGGAAGAUGUCCAGCAAGACAGAAUUAUGGAGAAUAGACGAUACCCAAGCAGUGAAACGAUUGCACCUGAAGGUGGAGCAACUCUUGGCCCAAAUUCUGGUGGACAAGGAUUUCCAUGUAGUCGAAGCGAUGAAGGGAUGGACCAUAUGGAACAGCACUUAAAACUGCUCCCACUCCCAAUGCCCGAAUAUGGCGGAUACUACGCUCCUCUCAAGGAAUUUCUUCCUCCUCAACAAGUCUGUCCAUUCCAUCGGUGUAACCUCGCAAUGAUGUUUAUUACAGAGUUGAUCAAUGAAGGAACAACAAUUAGCGUAUCUACGGAAGAUUCCAAAAAAGAAAAGAAAAUUGACUGGUGUUCGCAGUAUCUUCCAUUAAUGAUUCACAUGUCUUUCCUUGGCUUGGAUCAUUUGCGACCUUUGGUUAAUCUUCACAGCUAUAACAUGCUGAUCAACCUUUUGACCGUUUCUGGAGCACAUAAGAAUCAUCUAGCAAUUGCCAAGUUAUCGCUGAAUCAACAGACUAAAGAAAUUAAGUUGGGAUUAACGUUUCCAUAUCUUUCAUUGAAAACCUACGAUUUUCUGGAUCCAAAAGCUGAAUUUGCGACCUCAGCAAUUUCUUCCAAGUUACCGACCGUUGAAACAUUGGGAGUGUCGAGUCCUAUAAUUCAAAGUCCUAGUCAUAGCCCAAAAAGUAGUCCUAGAACUCCGUCUAAGCGUCCCCACACACCCAUCAACCUUCUUCUAGUCAUUCCUGAACCACCAGAGUAUGGGACCAGAAGAUCAUUGACGAUUCAGGAGAAAACGUUGGCUUUGAUAAAAUUCUUUACUGAAAAACGAGGUCAAACCCUAUGGAAUUGUGAAGACAUAACCGCUCGUGUCUGGAAUAUCCGAAGUGCAAAUCAACUAAUUGCACUUGUUCAGAACAGUAUUGACGUAAUCUCCAAUUCGUUCCCAAACUCAAGUAUUGACAGGAAAUGGGCACAAGUUUCUCUGCAAAUCGGACUUGCCUGUUCCUCUCGUCACUAUGCUGGAAGAUCUCUACAAGUUUUUCGGGCUUUGAAGGUUCCACUCGUAUCACGAAUUUUAUGCGACAUUUUGUCAAGAUUGGUGGAAACUGUAGCAGAAACAGGAGACGACAUGCAAGGAUAUGUCACAGAGCUUAUUCUCACUCUGGAGGCUUGUGUAGAAGCAAUCCCGGUUGACAGUGGGAGUAGUAUGAACAGUUCGUCAGACACUACGACCCCUGCGACGGAGGAUAAUAGCAAAGUUUCAAAGGACAUGUUCUCACCUUCGCAAAUACGCCCCAGAAGUGGUACCGAAACAUUUGGACACGAGUGCAAAAGGACCGAGUUGGGUAGGUCGCGAUCAGUUCAAAGUCUGAGUGGUUUAAAUGACGGAAUUCUGGACGAAAAUAUGGAACGGACCCUUCAACAAGACAAUGAUGUUAUCCCACAAAUAUUUUGGCUUGCGUUGUCUCUUUUGGAGUCUGAUUUUGAAUACGAGUAUCUCUUGGCAUUGAGAUUACUGGAGAAAAUCAUGGACCGGCUUCCUCUGGAAAGACUUGAAUGUCGCGACAAGGUAGAUCGAGUACAAGCUCAGCUUCAAUGGAAUAACUUUGGGGGAAUAGUUCCCCUCAUCCUUAAAGGAUGCAGUAAUGCCAACACAUUCGAGCAGAGUCUCACACUCCUUUUGCGUUUCAUCCCAUUCUUGGAUGUAAACUUUGUCGACCCAACGGGAGAGUCUGGAUUUCCAUUAUCUGUCAUCGCCCUGCUUCCUCUACUCUUGUUACAUUAUGAUGAUCCAACCCCGCUUUGUGUUAAGGCUGCCCAACUUAUUGCAGGGGUAGGAGCAUGCAAAGGAGACAGUGGUGCUCAGGCACUACAACAUCUUUCUACCGUCAUGACACUUUAUAGUCGAAGGUCUUUCAGUAAAGAAAGCAUGCAAUGGACAAAAUGUGUUAUCAAGUAUUUGUACGACUCGUACUCCCACUUGGCUCCUCUUCUCCUCGGAUUUCUGCUCGACGUAUUAGAGAAAGGACCUGCGUCCGUUCAACCCUCUAUAUUAACGGCAAUCAAUUGCUCGUUCAAUUAUGUGGAUUUGACAUCGAUGAACACAGUUAGCACGGAACUCCUACGAGCAAUUGAAAAGCAUCUUGAUGGUCCAUACUGGCGCGAAUCGCUAAAAAUUCUGAAGCUCGUAGUCACCCGAUCUUCAAGUCUGGUUGCUCCAGGUCCUCCGAAUUACACUGGGAGCUCUGGCCCAUCUUCCAUGAUUUCGGCAUGGGAUUCAGUCAGCACUACCUCUUCCGUUGCAUUUACUACUGAAUCAGAGUUCAGCUUUAAAAAAGAACUCCCUGGACGAACAAUGGAGUUUACAUUUGAUGUCUCUCAAACACCAAUAAUUGGAAGAAAACAUAUAAACCCGACAAACUCUAUGAUGAGGGAUUCUGAACAUGUAAAUGGAAGACUAACCUUGUUGAACGCCCAGGGAAAUUUAGCACAAAGGUCAGGAUCUGUUGGUGAGAUGGGGAUAUCAGGCGGUGUUGUUAUUCAGUCAAAUUGGAAAAGACCAUGGCAGUGUCAAAGUAGACUACGGGAAUGUUUAGUCAGCGUCCUUAAUGCUUGUGGACAGCGAGUUGGACUCCCAAAGAGUCCAUCGGUAAUAUUCAGCCAAAGUUCUGAACUUUUGGAACGACAGAGCAGCAUUGCUUCAUCUACAGAAGAAGUAUCUGUUGCAAUUAACGACGCAUCGGGGGCAAGUCGUUUGGAUGAUGGAUCCGCAAGUGACGCCCAUUUCCGAGUUUUCAGAGACUUUGACUUUUUGGAAUACGAACUCGAGUCGGUUGAAGGUGAAAGUAGUGACAAUUUCAAUUGGGGUGUGAGAAGGAGACCGCUAUCAGAAUUGGGAACGGAACCUGAAACGGAAGGAGAGACAGAAACUGAAGGGGUGGGCACUCGAAGGUCUCGAUCUCGUUCCCAAACUAGCUCCGACUUGACGACAGUCGUUAACAACUCUCAAGGGCACUUUUCUGGCCUUCGACCUCACGAGAUUGAGUUGCGAGAAGGUCAAAUGCAAGAAGAAUCAUCAGACGAAGAGGAUUUGGGUUUAUCCCCAAUGGAUGAGCAUGGUCCGUCAAUCCAGGGGAGAAACUCAGAUCCCCCAACUCCUCAACCCAAUUCAUUAACCAUGAUAGAACUCGGCUCCUCUCAAGUUUCAUCGCCUGCACGAUCUAGACGACUUUCUGACACAAGUCUAGAUUCCAGAAGCGAAGAAGAGACGACUCCUUGUAAUUUGUCCCCUCAAGGAGGUCUACUCAUCGAAGAGGAGGAGGAAGAGUUGGGAGAAGAGGAGGAAGUUGACGGUGAGGGAGAUGGAGAUGGAGACGAUACCGAUGCAAAUAUCACGUCUGAAAUUUUGAAUGAAACUGGUGAUAUGAUGAAUGGCGGAGCUUCUUCCGCAAACCGUGACGCGCAGAGCAGAAUUAUUGAAGAUUUUCAGGAUUGGAAAUCUAUCUUACAGCGUUUUCUCGUUGGUAUUCGACCCCUCCAGUCACUCGAGUCCAUUCAAACAAUGUCACAAAUGGUUCAGACCUCGUUCUGUGAAGUCAUCUACGUUUGUCAAGAUAUCUCUGCUCUAUUGACUUCCUUGGGAUUUGAAAGCUCGACUCAAAUUGCCCAAAACCUCUCCGUUCUUCUCGACUUUUCAAGUGAGCACAACUUGCACAUGGCUGCUUGGCAUUUAUGGUGUGCGAAAGAUGUCAUCAGAGGAGAUGAAGUCAAAAUAUUUCUGCUUGAGGCCUCUGAACAUUUAGAAACAUUGAAUGACAGGAAAGAAUCUUUACAAGACGUGGUUGAAGGGGGUUUGAAACCUUUAGUCAAGUUAAAAGCGUUGGAAGGAGAGCUCCCAACGUAUGAAGAAUCCCAAUCUGCUUCGUUUGCCGAGGCUGCGUCUGCAGAUCCUUUCGAGAUCAUUGCUGACGUCUCUAAACUUUUGUACAGAACGUUAUUCCAGCUUCGACUACUCUUAGAAUGCCACCAAAGGGCGGUUCAAUCCCUGUCUUCCAACCCAAAAUCUAAGAUUCGAGAUUUAUCCCGACAAGUGUUAGAAGUGAGAGCAGCAUUGUUGCAGUGCAUCUCUACCCUCGUCAUACAAGGAGACAAAGGAAGCAAACUCACUUUAAGUGAAGCUGAAGGAUGCCUGCUUGAUCUUUUAUUGGCAAAUCAGUGGGAAAAUGCAAUAGAACUGUUUAAAGCAAAUCGGGAUAUUUGGCCAAAAGAUCUGAUUGGUAAUUCUUCAAAUGAUGUCACAGGAAUUCUCAAUGUAUAUUGCAAAUAUCUGUCUGAAGAACAUUCUGGUGUCUUUGUCUCGAUACCGAAUGACUUUCGAAACCUGUGCAGCCAAGUCAAUUCAGUAUGUUUACAUCUUCUCGAAAACCAACAGAGUCUGGAAAAGAAGACUUUAGUUUAGUAACAAAAAAACUGACACAAUAAGACUUAGCAAGUAUACCUUUUACCUAGUUAGACAUCGUAUAAGUAACAGCAACACAUUUUUUCUACUUGUAAAUUUGUAUGCGGUCGCUGAUUGUGAUAUGAAUUUAAAGAAACUAGUGCAUAUGUAUAUACAUGAGUAUGAAUUUAUGCGUUAAAAUCACAAAAAUAAAAUAAAAAAUAGAUCGUCAA